GUAUGUAUGUGUGUGUUAUGAUAGAAUAUAUUGACAUUUCACAUAUCUUUUAGUGAUGAGCCGUAUUAGCUCUCUGUUGCGAAGAACAUUUGGAAUGGUAAAAGAGCAUAUCGGCACAGAUCAUUUAGGAAAUAAAUAUUACUUCAUACCCGAGCAGAAGUCAUGGACAGGACGGAUCAUACGGCCAAGGCGCCUAGUAGAAGCAGCAAAUCCAAAAGAGUUUGAGUACCUGGAAGGAAGCAUUCCUUCUGAAUGGGAUGCUUGGAUCAGAGGCAGGCGGAAGCUGCCACCUACUAUAGAGGAGUUGCUAAAGAAUCAACACUACAGGGAGCAGAUCAAGAUCAAAGCUGUAGAGGCAGGUGAGAGGGAUAAAGCCCUGCAGACCAAAGAGUAUGAGGAAGGUCUGGUGGACCAGCCUGUUCAGACUCAGGUCAAAGGUCAUGCUUCUGCCACACAGUUUGGGCAGUCUGAAUUCAGUGAGGACCCCAUAAGCACUGCCAACACAUUUCAGCCAGGGUCCUGGACACCUCCAGGAACCAAAAAAUAGUUACUUACUUGCCAUCUUCAAGUACAUUUUCAGUUUAAAUGAAUUAGUAGUUGUGCUUGUUUUCAUUCUUGAUAAAUAUUCAGUACUGGUUUUCUGGAGCCAAUUGAGAAACAUUGCAUGUAAUGAUUUAGCAUAAUUGAAAUGGAUUGUAAAUUGUAAUGGAUUUUACUCAGGAUUGUUUCAAAAUCAAAUUACCAAAUGUAGAACAUUUUGUGCAUUGUUUAAUUGAUAUGACAUUUAAGAAGUACUUUGUACUGUCUCAGCAUAUGGAAAACUUUAUAUCAUUACAGAGACUAUUGUAAAAUGUGUUGCAGUGUUGUAGAUUUCCAUUUGCACUUUAUUUAUAAAGUAGGAAAAUAAAAGUUGGAGCUGCA
Molecule: messenger RNA, 921 nt
Organism: Rhinichthys klamathensis goyatoka
Lineage: Eukaryota; Metazoa; Chordata; Actinopteri; Cypriniformes; Leuciscidae
Gene: ndufaf2
Product: NADH:ubiquinone oxidoreductase complex assembly factor 2
Exons: 5
Coding region: 56-547 (163 amino acids)
Biological process (GO): mitochondrial respiratory chain complex I assembly
Cellular component (GO): membrane
Source: RefSeq, a predicted model, not a curated record